CGUUACGUAUUUUAACCAAAAAGUUAUUAAGAAUGUCCUCUCGUACGGUUUAAUUGUACUCUGUGUAUAAGUUGUUGUUGUAAAGUUGAGAAAGUUGAAAACCAUGAACCUAACAGGUUUAACCGUGAGGAAAAAUGAAACUUUUUAUGAGUUAUACAGAGCAGUUUACCUUUAUCAAAACACUUCUGCCAACAGUGUAAACUAAGUUGUGUACCUGACUGGUGCAACCGACGCUGUUCUCUAGGUGAAAAUACGUGGACAUCAUUAAAGGGCCCCUGCCAGCACUUGGAUCCGUUCUUCUGUGUCCCCGGGUUUAGACUGCUUGGUUUAUGGCUCAGAUGGACAAGCACAAACAGAUCAAGCGGCAGAGACUGGACCGCAUUUGUGAGGGUAUCCGACCCCCAAUCCUGAAUGGGCCGAUGCACCCUCGGCCUCUGGUGGCCCUGCUGGAUGGACGCGAUUGCACUGUGGAGAUGCCCAUCCUCAAAGAUGUGGCCACUGUGGCUUUCUGCGAUGCCCAGUCCACACAAGAGAUUCACGAGAAGGUGCUAAAUGAGGCAGUGGCUGCUCUGUUGUACCACACUAUCACUCUAUCCAGAGAUGACUUGGAAAAGUUUAAAGGCCUACGAGUAAUUGUCAGGAUCGGCUCCGGCUUCGACAACGUUGAUGUCAAAGCAGCCGCAGAGCUGGGCAUCGCUGUGUGUAACGUGCCAGCGGCUUCAGUGGAGGAGACAGCCGAUACUUCGCUAUGUCUGAUUCUCAACCUGUACAGGCGAGUCACCUGGAUGCAUCAAGCCUUAAGGGAAGGAACCCGUGCUUCUAGUGUGGAGCAGAUCAGGGAGGUGGCCGGUGGUGCCGCUCGUAUCCGGGGCGAGACGCUGGGCAUUAUCGGUCUAGGGCGUGUUGGCCAAGCGGUGGCUCUGCGGGCAAAGGCCUUUGGUUUUGGUGUGAUCUUUUACGACCCUUACCUGCCCGAUGGUGUGGAGCGCUCCCUCGGCCUGCAGAGAAUGGCCACUCUGCAGGACUUACUCAUCCACUCUGACUGUGUGUCCCUGCACUGCAGCCUCAACGAGCACAACCACCAUCUCAUUAAUGAUUUCACCAUCAAACAGAUGCGUCAAGGAGCCUUCCUGGUGAACACAUCUAGAGGAGGUCUGGUGGAUGAGAAAGCACUGGCUCAGGCCCUAAAGGAAGGUCGGAUACGAGGCGCCGCCCUGGACGUCCAUGAGACAGAACCCUUCAGUUUUUCAACAGGCCCUCUGAAGGACGCACCCAACCUGAUCUGUACCCCGCACACAUCUUGGUACAGUGAGCAGGCCUCUGUCGAGGCUCGUGAAGAAGCAGCCAGAGAAGUGCGCCGGGCCAUCACUGGGCGUAUCCCCGACAGUCUGAAGAACUGUGUUAAUAAGGAGUAUCUAAUGGCAGCCUCUCAGUGGCCUGGUAUGGAGGCAGCUACUGUUCACCCAGAACUUAAUGGAGCCACCUACAGAUUUCCUCCAGGGCUGAUCAACGUUGCAGCAGCAGGUGGCCUCCCAGGAGCUGCCGCAGGUGUUGAAAGCUUGGUUCCAGGAACCCUGGCACACGGCAUCGCCCCUGUGUCCCACCCCCCUCACGCCCCAUCCCCAGGGCAGCCUACUAAGGCCGAAGCCGACAGAGACAUCCCUUCCGACCAAUAGCCCCCCCCACCACCAUCAGCACAUUCCGUCAUCUCUGGAAACCAACCCCUGCCUCCCAGGAUCAGACACAACCCAACCCUCCAGUACAUCGGCAGCACCAGCUUGACCUGACGUGGCUCUACAGUCUUUUCUCAGAUCACAUAACCAGCCCAGGAGUGACCUGUCCACACCACAACAAAUCCUCUCCCUCCAGAACACACCUUUGCCUCCAUCCUCAUCUCACCCAUCAUCCCCUCUUCUCCUUCACUCCCCCACUACGUCAGCAAUAACUGUUCUCAAGGAUUCAGUGAUUGGAUUGGAUUAUUACCUUAGUUGGUUGUUGUUUUAAUGGAAAGUUGAUCUGUUCUGGUUCUAGGUGUUAAUGUUUGUUUAAAAAAGAGAAAAAGGAAAAAAAAAAGCAUUUCUGACACGAGGCUUUACAGUCUGCCUCCUGCAGUCCUCCUCUGACCACUAGAGGCACAGACACAGAAAAGUUGAAGCCCCACUUUUGUACAUUAAUGGCUCAUGUUACUGCUCUUUUCCUCGUUUCUUUUCUUCUUUUUCUUAUCCUUACCAUACUGCUCAUGAUUGGGGCAGGGAUGUGUACUGAAGUAAAACAUGAAAACAGGACAGAAUCACAAGCAGUACAUCAUCUUCUCCCUACCAAGUAUCUAGUUAACCCUUUAGCCCACUUUGGCUCUUGUCUCUCCCUGGCACUAUCAGCUUGCUCAGCAGAGGGAUCCAUAAUGUUGUCAGUGUGGAGCUCUCUGACUUUCAUGGUGUGUUUUAUCUGCUAAGCUCAUCUGUGAGUAUUAAACCCAAUAUCCUUUGUCAACUUUCACUCCUGUGAUUGUCUAGUUUUAGGACAGUGAUCCCUGUAUUUACACAUGCUUUUUCCCCUUUUGGAUUGUUAUGUCAUGAGAUAAAAGCUCUGAGCAUCAUAUCAGAGAGAUACCUGCAUGUCCUGGUAUGAAUUUCUAUCUCUUGUGUGUACUUGAGGUCCUGUGCUCCUGGUGUCCACAAGGACUUGAAUGCAGCAGUUUUUUUGUUUAUUUUUGUUUGUUUGUUUUGUUUUGUUCCCCCCACCCGGCUGGCAAACCAGCAGCAUUUCAGCAGAGGGCGCUGUCUGGCUGCUCAGAGCAGAGGGAGCUGCCUGCGGCUUAUUUCAGUUACAGGUAACUUAGUGAUGAAGAACAUGAUCACACACUGCCGAUGUUCAAAACGCAUGAGGGGGUGACCAGGGAUAGAUUUACCGCCUUAUUGUUAAGAUCACACCAUACUCACUCACCCACCCCCCCACUCUUCUCCCACUGUCAUACUCCACCCUAAACAUUGCUCAUGCAGCCACCAAUUCCUCAAAGUGCAAGGGGACGGUAGAGAUUAGAUUCUCCGUAGGAGCAAAUGGGACAGUGUUCGUGCAUGCUGGCUCAUUAGUGACAGUGGUGUGCGUGUGUGCGUGCGUGUGUGUGUGUGUGUGUGUGAUUGUGUGGGUUUGUGUGUGAGUGUGUUUGUAUGUUCCCUCACCCUUAUAACAAGCUGUUGUCGUUCCAAAGGAAUAGUCCCUAGGAGUAACUCUUAAACGCUCUUGCCCUGGUGUCAAGGGAACACCUUUCUAGUACCUCAGUAACAGAUAUUGAAUGUACCGUGCAUACCCUUUUAUUUUUUUGUACAGAUUUUCUAGAUGCAUCUUUACUAUUCUUUACUAUAAGGGUUGUAAAAUUGUAGCAGUAAUGAUACAAUUUAAAAAUAAAAAAAAAAGCCCCAUGAAAUAAUUUGACAAAAUCUUUGUAGGUUCAAUAAGGUCAAUAAAUACUCAGGCAUUAAAAUCAAUGCGUAUCUCUUUGCCUUUACCUUUUUAUUUCCUCGUGGAAGAUUUCAGCACAGACUUCAGACUGUAGUUGAUGUGUUUAAAUCCCAAUCCUUACUGGCUAAUGAAAAAUGAAAAGAAAAAAAAAAAAACAGGCGGUCGUUGUGAUCUGCUAGUUUUCUUUUACUAGAACAGUAGUAGUAGAUGCAGUUUUGUUAUUCACUUAAUCCCCUUUCAUCGUCAAGCUGCUCUAUCUAUAGUGCAUGUGAGGUAAUUUUUAAGGGGAAAUACUAUUGCCCCCUCCUACCAUACCCCACCAAGUGUUUCCAACCCGAGUUGCCAUGUUUGUCGUGGUCAGUUUCCAGUGAUGUACAGUUUUCCCCUCAGAGUCUAUGACAGACAUGGAGCAUGUCGGUGUCCCGAGAUGUUAGGCUCCUCUGUCAUGUGAUGAGUAUAUAUUUUUAAUAAAUAACCCCCAUAGUUUGGAUUAUGAGCAUAAUAGUAAUCUUAAAUUUUUGCUGUUUGAUGAUGAUGAUGAUGAUGAUGAUUAUAUAUCUAUUUUUCUUUUCAGUUCAUCGGUGCACUGUUAUGAAAACCAUUGUUUCAUUUUAAUGGAUAUGCUGUCUGUGUUCUACAUGUUGUACUGAAACAUUUCAGAGAUCAAGAGAUCCCUCUUCCACCCUGCCCCAUCCCCCCCCCCCUUAUUUAAAAAUUCGUCUUAUCCCACCACCUCUCCCCUCCAGCUGAUAUCCUGUUGGCCUUACUUACUCUCUCCCCGUAACAGUAGCUGUUAGAGAAAUUCGCCAUGGAACCACUCACUGCCUUAAUACAGUUGACCACAGCAGGUGAAGUCAGGAGACGCACCCAGCCGAAAAAGAAAAGAAAAGCUCAGGCCACAUUCAUGGCCUCACCGCAGAAAGCUCCUCACACCCCAGCAAGUCUGCUGCACUUUGUGUUUCUUUGUCAGUAAUGAACCACAUUUAGCCUUGCGUGAACACUUUUAGCUCAUUCUGCAGCACAUAAAUCCUGUGCUGUACAGCAUUAUUUUUUAUAUAUUAUUUUUUGCUCCCUGAUAUUUUUUGUGUG
Messenger RNA from Archocentrus centrarchus (flier cichlid), 4548 nucleotides. RefSeq names its product C-terminal binding protein 1-like (gene ctbp1l). Gene Ontology annotation, biological process: regulation of transcription by RNA polymerase II. The record is from RefSeq and is a predicted model, not a curated record. Gene Ontology annotation, cellular component: nucleus. NCBI's taxonomy places the organism in Eukaryota, Metazoa, Chordata, Actinopteri, Cichliformes, Cichlidae. Bases 330 to 1676 code for a protein of 448 amino acids. Gene Ontology annotation, molecular function: DNA-binding transcription factor binding; transcription coactivator activity; NAD binding. The transcript has 11 exons.